AGCCCCUUCACUCUCUAUAAAUACAGCCAACCCCCUUCCCAUUAAAUUACAACAACAUUUCCAAGCACCAUAUCUCUCUCUCUUUUCUUGUCUUUCUCAAACCAAAACCACUUAAAAAAAAAACAAAAGAAUGAGAGAAUAUUGGACCUCGUUGGCUUCAGUUUUGGGUGUGUUUGCCUUCUGCCAAACCAUCCUCCAAGCAGUGUUCCCACCGGAGCUGCGCUUCGCUUCCGUGAAGCUCUUCCACCGGGUCUUCCACUGCUUCUCCACCUACUGCUACUUCGACAUAACGGAGAUCGACGGUGUGAACACCAACGAGCUCUACAACGCCGUCCAGCUGUACCUGAGCUCCUCCGUCUCCAUCACCGGCAACCGGCUGAGCCUCACACGCGCCGUGAACUCGUCCGGGUUCACCUUCGGCCUCGCGAACAAUGACAGCAUCGUGGACACCUUCAACGGCGUGAACGUGCUGUGGGAGCACGUGGUGACCCAGCGGCAGGCCCAGACCUUCUCGUGGCGGCCACUCCCCGACGAGAAGCGUGGUUUCACGCUCCGCAUAAAAAAAAAGGACAAGUCCUUCAUACUAAACUCCUACUUGGAUUACAUUAUGGAGAAAGCCAGCGACAUUCGGAGGAAGAAUCAGGAUCGGCUCCUCUACACCAAUUCCAGGGGUGGCUCCCUGGACUCGCGGGGCCACCCUUGGGAAUCUGUGCCUUUCAAGCACCCAAGCACGUUUGACACAUUGGCCAUGGACCCUCACAAGAAGAAGCAGAUCAUGGAGGAUCUUCAGGACUUCGCCAAUGGGCAAUCUUUUUACCAUAAAACCGGUAGGGCUUGGAAGAGAGGCUACCUUCUCUAUGGCCCUCCAGGUACUGGUAAAUCAAGCAUGAUUGCCGCUAUGGCCAAUUUUCUCGGCUAUGAUAUUUACGAUUUGGAGUUGACUGAGGUUCAUAACAACUCUGAACUCAGGAAGCUUCUCAUGAAAACCAGCUCCAAAUCGAUUAUUGUUAUUGAAGACAUUGACUGCUCUAUCAAUCUCACCAACAGAAAGAACAAUAACAGCUCGAGUUCCGUUUCUGCUUCGACAGGUUACUAUGAUUCGGAGAUACGCGGUGGCGGCGGUGGUUGUGCUGAGGAGGGUGGUAACAAUAUUACUCUUUCUGGGUUGUUGAAUUUUACUGAUGGAUUGUGGUCUUGUUGUGGAAGUGAGAGGAUUUUUGUGUUUACUACCAACCACAUUGAGAAGCUUGACCCUGCUCUGCUGCGGAGUGGGAGAAUGGAUAUGCAUAUCUUCAUGAGUUACUGUUCUUUCCCCGCGCUGAAGAUUCUGCUGAAGAAUUACUUGGGGUGUGAAGAGUGUGAGCUUGAGGAGCCGAUUUUGAAGCGGCUGGAGGAGGUUGUCGACGUGGCCCGGAUGACUCCGGCGGAUAUAAGCGAGGUUUUGAUCAAGAACAGACGCAAGAGAGAGAAGGCGGUGGAGGAGUUGUUGGAGACUUUGAAGCUGCGAGCGGAGAUGAAUGAAAAAAAUGGAGUUCUGAGGGUGACUAAUGGGGUUGAAGAGGAGGAAGAGCAAGAGAAGAGGGCUUUAGACAGUGAGAGUCCUAAGCAGGAGUCAGAGAUUGAGGACAAUUGCAAGGAGGAGGAGGAAGAAGAAGAGAAGAUCAAGUAAUAUAUAGUGACGAAUGAUAAUAAUGUUGUUUAAGACAUGUUUGUUUGUUCUGUUCCCCGGUCCAGUGAAGAAAGAACAGGGAGAAUAGAAUAGAAUGAGAAUGGAGAAAUACAUACAGUGUAAUAUCCUAUGCAAGUGUAGUUGUACUCGAUCAUCAUCAACAAAUUUUUUUACGGGGGGAUAUUUUAUGACUUGUGAGAUACAGGGGAAGAAGAUGCUAGGGGCCUCUAAUUUUAAAAACAUGUCACAUACUUGUGUCUCUUUUAGUUUUGAAUAAUGGACUCCUUUAUUGUUUGAUAUGUAGGGAAAGUUAUUUGCAUCGUGAUUAUAUAUAUAGUUUAAGAUUUGUUCCCUUUAGUA
Glycine soja is the source of this 2029-nucleotide messenger RNA. Its product is annotated as AAA-ATPase At5g57480-like. NCBI's taxonomy places the organism in Eukaryota, Viridiplantae, Streptophyta, Magnoliopsida, Fabales, Fabaceae. The record is from RefSeq and is a predicted model, not a curated record. The transcript has a single exon. The coding region runs from base 131 to 1669 and encodes 512 amino acids. Gene Ontology annotation, molecular function: ATP binding; ATP hydrolysis activity.